CAGUGAAGGGCGUGGCUAACGAGUAGUCAGCUCCGCGUUGUGUACUGAUGUCCAUGUGACUUCUUCGUAAGUCUCCCAUCGUUUUCCUCGUAAUUUAUCUACUCUGGACAUUUAACUCCAAGCCUUCUCGGGACCUGCUUUCUCGCUCUUUUUUUUUUUUUUUUGUCUUUCUAUAAUUACGUGGCCAUGGCCUUCCUUGGGUGUGCGGUUCGGCGGUUGGCGUCGGCAGCGCGCCCCCAGCUCACCUCCCCUCUGUGCCGCACAAGUUGUCGGACCUACAGCUCGGAGCCUACCACAGAGAAGAGCGUCCCCUACGAGAAGACACUCAAACAAGAUGACGCAGCCGCAUCUGGGCCAACGAAACCUUUACCAAGGUCAGCAGAUGUGGUGGUGAUCGGCGGAGGUAGUCUGGGCUGUCAGACGGUCUACCACCUCGCUAAAAUGGGCAUGAGUAAUGUGGUUCUGCUGGAGAGGGACCGACUGACUGCCGGUACCACCUGGCACACAGCAGGCCUCCUGUGGCAGCUGCGCCCGAGUGACGUUGAGGUGGAGCUCCUGGCCCACACGCGGAACGUGAUCAGCAAAGACCUGGAGGAAGAAACGGGCCUCCACACCGGCUGGAUCCAGAACGGAGGACUUUUCAUCGCCUCCAACAAGCAGCGGCUGGACGAGUACAAGCGCCUCAUGUCGCUGGGUAAAGUGUACGGUAUAGAGUCUCACGUGCUGUCACCUGCUGAGACGAAGGACCUUUAUCCUCUAAUGAACGUUGACGACCUCUACGGGACACUUUACGUGCCCAAAGAUGGCACCAUGGACCCCGCGGGGACCUGCACCACCCUGAGCAGAGCGGCCUCUGCUCGGGGAGCGACGGUGAUUGAGAACUGCCCUGUCACUGGUAUCAAAGUGCGGGCGGAUGACCUCGGGGUAAAGAGGGUGAAAGCAGUGGAGACCCCGCACGGCACUAUCGAGACUCCAUGCGUGGUCAACUGUGCAGGAGUGUGGGCCACCAAGUUGGGGGAAAUGGCUGGAGUGAAGGUGCCCCUCAUUGCCAUGCAUCACGCCUACGUGGUGACAGAGAGGAUUGAGGGCAUUCAGAAUAUGCCAAAUGUAAGGGACCACGAUGCAUCGGUGUACCUGCGCCUGCAAGGGGACGCCCUGUCCGUGGGUGGCUACGAAGCAAACCCGAUCUUUUGGGAAGAGGUUUCGGACAAGUUUGCCUUUAGCCUGUUUGACUUGGACUGGGACGUAUUCAUGCAACAUAUCGAGGGCGCCAUCAACAGAGUACCCGUUUUAGAGCAGACUGGUAUUAAAUCCACUGUCUGUGGCCCAGAAUCCUUCACAGCAGACCAUAAGCCGCUAAUGGGAGAGGCUCCGGAGGUCAGAGGUUUCUUUUUGGGCUGCGGUUUCAACAGCGCCGGUAUGAUGCUGGGAGGUGGCUGCGGUCGCGAGCUCGCGCAUUGGAUUAUCCACGGCCGCCCUGAGAAGGACAUGUAUGGAUACGACAUCAGGCGCUUCCAUAGCUCGCUGACGGACAACCAACGCUGGAUCCGAGAGCGCAGUCACGAGUCUUACGCCAAGAAUUACUCGGUGGUGUUCCCGUUUGAUGAGCCGCUGGCCAGCAGAAACAUGAGGAAGGAUCCGUUCCACCAGGUGCUGACAGAGCAGGGCUGCGUAUUCCAGGAGAGACAUGGCUGGGAGAGACCUGGCUGGUUCACCAAGGACGGACAAGCUCCUGUUAAAGACUACGAUUACUACGGCGCCUACGACAUCAAGAGGAAUCAGCAGUACAAAUACAACGAGCUGCUGGGCAAAGAGUACACCUUUGACUUCCCCCCGCAUCAUGACGUGAUAAAGAGCGAGUGCCUGUCAUGCAGGCACGGCGUGGCCGUGUUUGACAUGUCCUACUUCGGAAAGUUCUAUCUCACCGGUCCCGAUGCCAAGAAAGCAGCCGAUUGGCUGUUCACCGCCGAUGUCAACAAGAAGCCAGGUUCCACCGUGUACACGUGCAUGCUGAAUUCAAGAGGAGGGACGGAAGCUGACCUGACAGUGAGCAGACUGGAGUCCGGAGCUGCCAACCUCCCGCUGGCACCCGAGUCCGAUGGUGAUGCGUACUACCUGGCCAUCGGAGGCGGUGUUGCCGAGCACAACUGGAACCACAUUCGAACGGUGAUCCAGGACCAGGGCUUCCGCUGCCAGCUGACGGACCACUCGGAGGACAUGGGCAUGAUCAGCAUCCAGGGACCAAAGAGUCGGGAGGUGCUACAAGAGGUGUUGGACGCAGACCUCAGCAACGACGCCUUCCCUUUUUCCACCCACAAAGUUGUCACCGCCGCCGGCCAUCAGGUGCGUGCGAUGCGUCUGUCCUUUGUCGGGGAGAUGGGCUGGGAGCUCCAUGUUCCCAAAGGCUCCUGCCUUUCCGUCUACCACGCCGUCAUGGCCGCCGGCGCCAAGCACGGCAUCAUCAAUUCAGGCUACAGGGCCAUCGACUCGCUCAGUAUCGAGAAAGGUUACCGCCACUGGCACGCCGACCUUCGCCCGGAUGAUACGCCCCUGGAGGCGGGGCUAGCCUUCACCUGCAAGUUGAAAGGCUCCAUCCCUUUCCAGGGUCGGCAUCGGCUGGAGAAGCAGAAGGAGGAAGGCCUGAGGAGACGCAUCGUCUCCUUCACCAUUGACGAGAAAGUACCAAUGUUCGGCCUGGAGGCAAUCUUCCGUAACGGCGUCCCCGUUGGCCACUUGCGGCGUGCUGACUAUGGAUUCUACAUCGACAAGACAAUCGGUUACGGAUACAUCCGUAAUCCAGACGGAGGAGUGGUGAGCACCGAUUUCGUCAAGAGUGGCGAGUUCACCUUGGAGAGGAUGGGAGUGACGUACAAGGCCAAGGCCCACCUCAGAUCUCCGUUCGACCCCGAGAACAAGCGCGUGAAGGGCAUCUACGAUUGACGCGGACCUUCACCCGGAGUGAAAACCUCCCCCGCUCGGUGCUGAGAUGAGCUCCGGUUGUUUGGCACGCUGGCGCAAGAUUUCAAUCGUCUCAGGCAAAUACGGAACAUUUAUUCAUGCUGUGACCGGAUGGGGAUUUGGUGUGGGCUUGAUUAUUCACGUAUACGGGGAGGUUCUGAUACGAAAACGAAUCUCGUUUGAGUGAGGUGUGGCCAAAGGUCCUUUCCGCCCUCGGCUGUAUGUGUCGCUGCUCGCGGUGAAUAGUGAGUUGACUCGUUCAAUUAUCUUCAGUAAUUGUUUCUAAAUCAAUCGGGCUAGAGAAUUGAUCUGGAAGGAUGAAAUUGACCGCACGGAAUUUGAGACGUUUAGUGUUUCCCCCUCGCUAGCUACCGCAAGACUUAGCCCCGCUAAGCCGCUAUGGCAGCGCCUCAAUUAGACACUGGCAUCAAUCAUUUGUUGAUUCAUUUGCAUCGGAAGCAGUUCGGUUCAUAGCUUUUAGCAGAAAUGUUUUUUUACAUUUACCUUCAUAAAAAUGCCAAUAUAUACAUAGAUUUUUUUUUUAAACCGGUAAUUGUUUUGACUCAGGGCAUUUGUAAAUUUAUCUUGCCUUUUAUGCACUGUGGGAAAUAUUAUUAUUAUUAUUCUGUGAUUUACUAAGACACUGAGUGCACACGCUAAACUGUAAUAGCCUUAAAAUGUGACAAAAAUAGUGUUUUUAUUUUAUUUGGGGGGGGGGGGCAAACACAGCGGCGUCCGCAACGAUAACAAUUGAUCAUAUAAUCUACGACAAGAUGUACCCUUCUCCUUCUAACAAAGGCCAAAUGAAAUCAAAAUGGCUUUGAAGCUAAACGUAUGACAGCUUGUUGCCUCGCAUUCUCAAUUUGGAGGUCACGAAUGAUAUCUGUUCUCAGUCAAGUGGGCAAUUUUAGGUUCCGCGUGGCAGGAUCCUCCAAAAGUACAUACAGUAGAACAUUGCUAACCUUGUUUCUCAGCUCAUUCUAUGCGGUCUUACGGUAUUAGAUUCUCCAGUUAGACACCACCAUCCCCGAAGGCACUUUAAGUCACAUUACAGAUGACUGAUGUCUAUUAUAAGAAUCAUGACCUAUGAAGAAGAAAAAAAAAAAUCCUUGUGCAGGAUGACUUCAAUGACAUUGAGCUCAAAGACAAAAUCUGAAAAAAAAUAAAUGUCCCCACCUUGAGACAGCGCCUUUUGGUGCAGUCAUCAUUACUUGAUGUUUACCGUUCAGAAAUUAGUCAGAGCCACCUUUCUGUUCGCCGAAGCACCUCUUUGUCUCAUUACGUGUCCAAAUUGUUGGUUGAGAAACACAAAUGAAAUUGUGGCGCGUUGGGAUCAUUUGCUCGAGGGCCAAGCUGCUUCCGUGACUGUGUAGCCGAUGUUUUCAAUAACAUUUUAACUUUCUUAGCGUCUGCUUACGGUGAAAAGAAGUCAAAAGCUAUUUCGUAAAACAU
Molecule: messenger RNA, 4410 nt
Organism: Hippocampus comes (tiger tail seahorse)
Lineage: Eukaryota; Metazoa; Chordata; Actinopteri; Syngnathiformes; Syngnathidae
Gene: sardh
Product: sarcosine dehydrogenase
Exons: 22
Coding region: 187-2940 (917 amino acids)
Cellular component (GO): mitochondrion
Molecular function (GO): protein binding
Source: RefSeq, a predicted model, not a curated record